Molecule: messenger RNA, 2127 nt
Organism: Arabidopsis arenosa
Lineage: Eukaryota; Viridiplantae; Streptophyta; Magnoliopsida; Brassicales; Brassicaceae
Source: the annotation of a GenBank genome assembly
GCUGCUCCCUGGAUUUCUCCGACAGAAACCCAAACCCUAGCACCACCACCACCACCUUGGAGCUCCUAAAUUCUAUCCGUUCUCGAAUUGAAUCGUGCAUAGUGGAGAUGGGAAGCGCCGAUCUAGUCGAUGAUCGGACCUUCAAUGGUGAUUUCAGUGUGGAAGGAGUUGCCAAGUUGAAAGAGAUGGUCAUGGUUAAACUCAAGGAGUUUAUGGGCGAUUACACGGAUGACACUCUUGUGGAAUAUGUGAUAGUCUUGCUUAGAAAUGGGAGAAGAAAAGAGGAAGCAAAGAAUGAAUUGAAAAUAUUUCUUGGAGAUGAUAGCGACUCUUUUGUAGCCUGGUUGUGGGAUCAUCUGGCUGAAAGUGUAGAUGAAUACUUUAGUUCUCAUGUGGAAGGAACUACCAUAAAAAGCUCAUCGAUCAGCAGUCAGAAUGAGGAUAAAGCGCUUGUGCCUAUGGAUUCUGAAUCUGAAAGGGGACGAUCUGAUAAAUCAAAUGGUGCACGCCGCGGUAGACAAUGGAGAAGCCAGCCAACUAAUGUCUCUGAGAUUCCUCCUCUUCUGAGUUCUGAGGUUCACAAAAUUCAUAACUACGAGAAGAAAGAUCACAAACACCGACAUAAUAAAAGGUCUCCAUCUCCGCAGUCUCAAUCUCACAGGAAAAGGUCUAGAACUGACGACUCACGGAAUGAACAGAGGGAAGCUAAACCUGAUGUCUCUCGCCGGCUGCUUCAGUUUGCUGUGCGAGAUGCUCUAGCUAUAUCAAGGCCGGCAAAUAGUUUGACUGAAUCCUCAUUAAAACGUCUUCGUUCAGUAGUGUCCACAUCUACUCAAGACUCAUCUGACCCCGAUCCAGCUCGGAAAAUUCGAUCGGUUGCAAGAGUUGUGAACCCCAUGGCAACUGUUAUGAAAGCUGUCGCCGAAGCAGCUGAAGAUGCCAAGAAAUCAAGAUCUGGGAGAAGUGUCUUUGACAGAAUUAGUCAUUCUACUGGAUUUUCAGAGACCCUGGACCAGCAUAUGGUACAUGGUGAAGUUUCCCCCAAGAAUGAAGAAUGUAGGAAUUUUAGCGAAGACCAGGAAGCGGUACAGCUUCAAUACUCGCAGCGUCUUGACAACAAUGGAGUGUAUGUUGAGAAGAUGACAACUGAUGACACUGGCUUGCAGCCAGAUUUUUCGUCUGAUCGAGGCAGACUAGGUUCAAGUGUUAAUGUUUCUCAUCCAAGCACUUUUCUUGGGAACAGAAUUAACAAUCCAAAUAGUCUGCAGCAUCGUUUAGUCGAUGACUCCAAAAGAGUUAAAGGGACGAAUUAUCAAAAUCGCCUUACUGAAGUUGCAACCAAGCAUAAGACUGCAAGUUUCUCGGGGAAUGUAGAUACAGGGAAAACAGUAAGGUUAGAGGAGGAGAUGAAAGUACCAGAUGUGGGUCUGCAAAGAUAUAUGGACGAAGGCAGAUUAGUUUCUAGUGAAUCCAUCACUCAAUUAUCGACGCAGAAAAUCUUGAGUGAUACAAUAAGGAAUGGAAAUAUAAAACCUGCUGCCAAUGUGAAAGAAGAUUCCACGACCAAUAAAUCUAUUCCUGGGACAUUAUCCACUACCCGCCCUUUGGAAGAUGCGAGUUCUCGAACAAUCUUUGUCGCCAACGUUCAUUUUGGUGCCACCAAGGAUAGCCUUUCAAGGCAUUUUAACAAGUCUGGUGAAGUGCUUAAAGCUAUCAUAGUAACAGAUCCAGCAACAGGACAACCAAGUGGAUCCGCGUACAUUGAGUUCACGCGUAAAGAAGCUGCAGAGAAUGCAUUGUCUCUGGACGGUACCUCUUUCAUGUCUCGGAUUCUGAAGAUUGUGAAAGGAAGCAAUGGGCAACAGCAAGAGGCUGCAUCGAGCAUGACAUGGCCUCGAGGUGGAAGGUUCACAAGAGCUCCCUCAUACUUUAGAGGUGGUGCAGUCAGGGGUCGUUCUGGUGUUAGAGGUGGAGCCAGGAGUAUGCAAUGGAAGCGCGAUUCAGCUGACACUGGAAACAACAACAAUGUAGCUCCCAACAAUGCUCGUAGUCUCACGUACGUCCGAACAGAAUCAAAAUCAGACGGAAUUACCAACGAUUGAUAGAUAAGAAAGAGAAGCAAGAGCU